This is a messenger RNA of Cyclopterus lumpus (lumpfish), 1934 nucleotides long. RefSeq names its product egl-9 family hypoxia-inducible factor 1a (gene egln1a). The record is from RefSeq and is a predicted model, not a curated record. Lineage: Eukaryota; Metazoa; Chordata; Actinopteri; Perciformes; Cyclopteridae. The coding region runs from base 312 to 1388 and encodes 358 amino acids. Gene Ontology annotation, biological process: peptidyl-proline hydroxylation to 4-hydroxy-L-proline; cellular response to hypoxia. The transcript is spliced from 5 exons. Gene Ontology annotation, cellular component: cytoplasm; nucleus. Gene Ontology annotation, molecular function: peptidyl-proline 4-dioxygenase activity; L-ascorbic acid binding; ferrous iron binding.
CUCGCCCACAGACAGGCUGAGCACACACCGAGAGGCGCCAUGCACUACCCUUGGACCGACAGCUAGCCCGCUGAAGUCCUCGACCAAGCCCGAAAUGCUCGGUUCAGGGCGCACGUUGGUGCAUUAUUUCACUGAUAAUAGGUAUGGAGAGGGAGAAGGUAUGUUAAAAUGGCGGGGUUUUGAGUCUUACUUUUCCGUCUCGCUCGCUGUAGCGUGGCAGAGACAGAGGAUCGUUUCCAAAGUUGUCGGUUAGCAGGGCGCGUGUGAAGGAUCGGACUUAAAGGCGCAGUGCACCCGUUGUAGCCGCAAACAUGGAGCAGAGCGAUUUGGACCGAGACCAGCAGUACUGUGAACUUUGUGGGAAAAUGGAGAACCUCCUCAAGUGUGGUAGGUGCCGGAGCUCCUUUUACUGCAGCAAGGAGCACCAGAAACAGCACUGGAAGAAACACAAGCUCAUUUGCAAGGAGACGGACAAGGCGCAGCUUCCCAAACAGAAGCCCGAGCAGCAGCAUCCGCCGUCGGGGGACGACAAGGCACCGGAGAAAUACCGGGAAAAGAUCAUUCCCGAGCAGGUGGAAAGCGAAUCUAUACCUCAAACCACAAACACAGACGCACCGGGGGACGACGACGCGCCGAGAGAGGACCGGUCCAACAACCCCGCCACACCUAACGGACAGACGAGCUCAUCCCCUCAGAAACUUGCCAUUGAGUACAUCGUCCCGUGCAUGAACAAGCACGGCAUCUGUGUGGUGGACAACUUUUUAGGAGCCGAAACUGGUCCCGGCAUAUUGGAUAAUGUCCAAGCGCUGCACAAAACGGGCAAGUUCACAGACGGACAGCUGGUCAGUCAAAAAAGCGACUCCACUAAAGACAUACGAGGGGACAAAAUCACGUGGAUAGAGGGGAGGGAGGCCGGUUGCGAGAAGAUCCGCAUUUUAAUGAGUCGCAUGGACGACCUGAUACGACAUUGUAACGGCAAACUGGGGAACUACAAAAUAAAUGGAAGGACAAAAGCAAUGGUGGCGUGUUACCCUGGAAAGGGUACAGGAUACGUCCGCCAUGUGGAUAACCCCAACGGCGAUGGGCGGUGUGUCACAUGCAUAUAUUACCUUAAUAAAGAUUGGACUGCCAAGGAACACGGUGGCCUUCUUCGAAUCUUCCCUGAAGGAAAGGCACAGUUUGCUGACAUAGAGCCCCGAUUUGACCGUCUGCUGCUGUUCUGGUCUGACAGACGGAACCCUCACGAGGUUCAGCCCGCCUUCGCCACCAGGUAUGCUAUCACGGUGUGGUAUUUUGACGCAGAUGAGCGAGCAAGAGCUAAAGAAAAAUACUUAACGGGAGAAAAAGGAGAAAAGGUUGAACUUGGCAAACCAUCAGAUCCCAGCUAGUGGGCAGCCUGCAUCCCCUACAAACAGCCUUUAAGUGCUCUGUCUUCAGAAAGUGGCCUAUAGAGAGCAUGUGUGUGUGUGUGUUUUACAUGGCAAAGCAGCAGACUUUUUGCGUGAAUGGAUGGAAGAUCCACUCUUAUGGAGACAAAACAAACACAAACAGUGGAAUCUGUUCGUUUUCAGCAAACCGGGGAAACCCAGAGGACCUUGAAUGUCAUGACAUUGUACUGAAAGGGAUUGUGUGUCUAGUUUUUUCCCCUUUCACCUCUUUGGUGAAAUGAAAUGCUCGCUGGUGGAGAGCACUCACGUUACAGCUGACAUUUUCAGAAAAUCACCAGGAAUUAAACUUCUCCCAGAGAAUCUACAGCUUUUGCAUAUUGGUUUUUGCAGUCAAUUCCUUAAAGGUACAGUGUUCUGCAUAUGCUUAAUGUGUUAUGCUUUUCACAUGGAAUCAGCUGUUUUAAGCUACUGUAUUGCUAAAUGUACUUGAGGUUGCAAUAAUAUGAGGAAUGAUCUGAAUUAAAAACAUCCUUUUUCUGACAGAAA